CACCAGUCCACCACCACCGCCACAACCUCCUCCUUCUCCUCCUACUUAUAAGCACCAGCCAUGGCGACGGCCAACCCACAACAGCCAGCCCCAACCGACAUGGCCUCCGGUUCCUCGUCGACUACGCGCAGCCGGCUUCCGGCGGAGGCAUGGAGCAAGGAGGAGAACAAGCGGUUCGAGUUGGCGCUGGCGCGCUACGGAGAGGGCACCCCCGACCGCUGGGCGCGCGUCACCCGUGCCGUCGGCGGCGGGAAGUCCGUCGACCAAGUGGUGCGCCACUACGAGCGACUCCUCGACGACAUCAAGCUCAUCGAGACGGCCACCGAGCCGUUCUACCACUACCCCACCUACAACGCGAACCGCCGUGGCGGCCCCGCCUCCACCGCCGCCGCCGGCGACCAGGAGCAAAGGCUGAGGAUCUUGAAGAUCUAG
Messenger RNA from Zingiber officinale, 432 nucleotides. Its product is annotated as protein RADIALIS-like 4. Lineage: Eukaryota; Viridiplantae; Streptophyta; Magnoliopsida; Zingiberales; Zingiberaceae. The record is from RefSeq and is a predicted model, not a curated record. The transcript has 2 exons. Gene Ontology annotation, molecular function: DNA-binding transcription factor activity. Bases 61 to 432 code for a protein of 123 amino acids.